AUGCAUGUCUUGACCCUUCUCACUCUUACCCUCGCCCACUUCACCCUGAGCAACGCAUCCUGCCCAGCACCAUCAGGAUGCGGCACGGCCCAAGCCUGCAUUGGAACUGAAUUCUGCACAACAGCAACCUUUGUCUCACCCUCAACGACAACAAUAACAACCUGUGUGCCGACAGCGACCUGCGCGGGACACCCUGCACCCCCGGCUCUGGUCCAACCUGCUGUUCAGGAUACUGCGCCGGAACAAGAUGCCGAUCGACGGAUGACACCUACCCGUUCUGUAGUGAGGACAAUGGGCCUUGUGUUGCAGAUGACCAUUGUUGUUAUGGCAAUAUUUGUAUGGAAGGAAUUUGUUCGAGACCAUAGUGAGAUUCAGAUAGGCGCGGGUGCAGACCAGAGUACUGUCCAACUCUGGGACUUUGUUCUGGGUGGAUCUGGAAUGACAGCACUGUUCGGCUCCGGUUGA
Penicillium nucicola is the source of this 465-nucleotide messenger RNA. RefSeq lists its product as uncharacterized. NCBI's taxonomy places the organism in Eukaryota, Fungi, Ascomycota, Eurotiomycetes, Eurotiales, Aspergillaceae. The coding region runs from base 1 to 465 and encodes 154 amino acids. The record is from RefSeq and is a predicted model, not a curated record. The transcript is spliced from 4 exons.